AUGGCGCCCGCGGCCCUCCGCCUCCUCCUCGCCAUCCUCUGCCUCGGCUCGCGUCUCGCCAGGGCGGCAGCGGCGGGGUGCGGAUCGAACACGAGCCUAGCGGGGUACAAGGCGGACCUGCGCAUGUCGCAGCACCAGCUCCGCGGCCGCGUGGAGGUGCUCGACGGCUGCUCGUUCCGCGUCGCUGCGCUCGACCUCCUGCCGGGCUCCACCUCCACGCGGUGGUGGCGCGCGGAUGGGACCGACCUCGACUCCCUAUCGCGCGGCGAGCCCGCGGCAGCCGAGCCGCUGGACCGCACCUUCCGGUCCGAGUCCCUUGUGUUCCGCCUCCUCCCGGGCCUUUCGUGGCCGCUCGUCCCCGUCCUCGCGGCCUUCGACCCCGUCACUUCCUCCCUCUUCGGCUUCGUGCGCCUCUCCGGUGCCAACGCCUCCGAUUCAUCCUCCUCGUCCGCGGCGUCGGCGCCCACCAUGCUCGACUCCUGCGCCCAGCUCUCCCCGCGCUUCCGCGUGCGGUGGACGCUCCACGAGGCGAACAAUUCCAUCGACAUCGCCCUCGAAGCGGCGGUCGGAUCAGAGUACUACAUGGCGUUCGGGUGGGCGAAGCCUGGCGCGGCCAAGCCGUCCGUGAUCGGCGCCGACCUCGCCGUCUCCGGCUUCACCGAGGACGGCCUCCCCUUCGCCGAGGACUACUACGUCACCAAGUACAGCGAGUGCCUGCUGCGCAAGGACGGCCUCGUCGAGGGCGUCUGCCCGGACACGAUCUACGACCGCGACAACACCACCGGGCUCGUCAACAACACGCGGCUGGUCUACGGCCACCGCCGCGACGGCGUCUCCUUCGUGCGCUUCUCGCGCCCGCUGGUGUCCGAGGACAAGAGGUACGACGUCUCCGUGGACGGCACCAGGAACAUGACGGUGAUCUGGGCGAUCGGGCUGCUGCGGCCGCCGGACUCGCUCCGGCCGUACUACCUGCCGCUGAUGAGUCGCCGCAGCGGGUCUCCGGGGACGGCGUUCACCUUCGCCAAGCUCAACUUGUCGGACGCGAGCAACGGGUGCGUCGGGCCGCUGGACGCUGAGGACAAGGAGGAUCAGGCCAGGAUCACGACGGAGCGCAACACGCCGCUGGUUGUGACGGUUGGACCGGCGCUGCAUUACCCCAAUCCGCCCAACCCCGACAAGGUGCUCUACAUCAACAAGAAGGAGGCGCCUCUGCUCAAGGUGGAGCGCGGCGUGCCAGUCACCUUCUCCAUCGAGGCCGGGCACGACGCGCCACUCUACAUCACUUCUGACCCCGUCGGAGGCAAUGCCACUUUCAGGAACGCGUCAGAGAUAAUCUACGCCGGUGGACCCAAGGCAGAGGGCGUGCCGGCUACACCAACAGAGCUCGUCUGGCUGCCUGAUCGGAACACGCCGGACCAAGUGUACUACCAAUCCUUGUACGAUCCGAAGAUGGGCUGGAAAAUUCAGGUCGUCGAUGGAGGCCUCAGCGACAUGUACAACAACAGCGUGCUACUGGAUGAUCAGCAGGUGACAUUCUUCUGGACUCUCUCUGGUGACUCCAUUAACAUUGCUGCACGGGGUGAGAAGAAGAGUGGAUACCUUGCAAUUGGAUUUGGUAGCGCAAUGGUAAAUAGCUAUGCUUAUGUCGGGUGGGUCGAUGGCAAUGGCAAGGGGCAUGUCAAAUCUUAUUGGAUCGACGGGAAGGACGGGAUGAGUGUGCAUGAAACACAUGAAAAUGUUACACAUAAGCGAUGCCGAUCGGAAAAUGGUGCGGUCGUAUUUGAGUUCACUCGUCCAUUAACACCUUCAUGCAGCGGAAGGGUGGAGUGCAAGAACAUAAUCGAUCCGACGACUCCUCUGAAGGUCAUCUGGGCCAUGGGUGCUCAAUGGUCACCGGGCCCCUUAAGUUUGAAGAACAUGCACUCGGACACAAGCAAUCGUCCUAUCAGGAUUCUUCUGCUGAGCGGCCUGGCUGAAGCAGUGGAGGACCUCCGCCCGGUGCUUGCUGUUCAUGGGUUUAUGAUGUUUGUGGCAUGGGCUAUUCUGCUGCCAGGGGGAAUCAUGGCUGCGAGAUACCUGAAACAUCUGAAAGGCGAGGUCUGGUUCCAGGCUCACACCUAUCUUCAGUACUCAAGCAUAGCUGUCAUGUUCUUGGGUGUUCUGUUUGCGGUCGCUGAGCUCCGAGGUUUUUCUUUUAAAUCCAGACAUGCUCGAAUUGGCGCAGUAGCAUUGACAUUCGCAUCUAUGCAGCCAAUAAAUGCCUAUCUUCGACCGCAUAGAACCGAGAAUGGAGAGUCUCUGCCUGGAAACAGAGUAGUUUGGGAAUAUCUGCAUGUUCUGACCGGGAGAUCUGCAGCGCUUGCUGGUACCGUGGCGCUCUUUACUGGUUUGCAGCAUCUUGGGCACAGAUAUGGCAGUAAGACCAUCAAGGGACUUACAUGUGGGCUGAUCUUAUGGGUUAUAAGCGUUACUUUGGUAACCGCUUACCUUGAGUAUAUGGCGAUUAAGCGAAGAACAGCAGGUGCUGAUGGUCCUUCAGGAAAAUGGGUGCUUGGCAGCAGUGAGGAAGAUGAUACAGUCGAUCUUUUGCAAUCUGACAGGGUAGUCAGUAAAAUGGAGUCUAAUUCGUCACCUGAACCAAUGGAAGUACAGCUUGAGCCACUUAAAAGAUGA
This is a messenger RNA of Miscanthus lutarioriparius, 2673 nucleotides long. NCBI's taxonomy places the organism in Eukaryota, Viridiplantae, Streptophyta, Magnoliopsida, Poales, Poaceae. The record is from the annotation of a GenBank genome assembly.